AAAUGAUUUAAUUAUUAUUAAUCUUUUUCAUCAGAUACACUAAACAUAGGAAAAUGUUGAGCAAAAAUUUGAAAACAAUUCGCUCAAUCAAUGGUCAAUUGAAAAGAUAUUUGUCGGCCGGUCAAACUCAAACUAAAUCGUCAUCAUCACCAUCGAUUCAAGUUUCGACGCUUCCAUCUGGCGUUGUUUUGGCUUCGGCUGAAUCUGAAUCACCAUUAGCUCGAGUAGCUGUUGUCGUUCGUGCUGGUGCCCGUUAUGAACCUCAAUCUAAAUUGGGCAUUUCUCAUAUUGUUCGGUCAUCUGCCGGUUUAGGUACGGAAAAUUUUAGUUCAUUUGGUAUAACCCGUCAGAUUGAAUAUCACGGUGGACGAUUGACGGUGGCUGGUACUCGUGAUUCAAUUACCUACCUUUUGGAAGUACAUAACGAUGAAGAAGUUUUGCCAAAAAAUUUUACAAUGGUUGCUGAUAGUGUAUCACGGCCAGCCUUCAAGCAUUGGGAAAUUGCGGACAACACUGAACGAUUAAUGGUUGAUCGAUCCUUGUUGGAAGAUACACCAUUUAUUCAAUUGACCGAAUUGAUUCAUCAUGUCUCAUUUAGGGGUGGUCUUCGAAAUUCUCUUUAUGUACCGAAAUUCAUGGUCGGAAAACAUUCUGCAGAAGAUUUGAAAAAAUUUCAUCGCGAAACAUUUGUUGGAUCAAAUACGGUAGUUGUCGGUCUUGGUAUAGAUCAUCAACAAUUAACUGAAUUGGUUGGGCAAAGCCUUGUAUUGCCAGCAUCGACAGGAAUGAAAGAAUCUAGUGAUUUUAUUGGUGGUGAAAUUCAUCAAGAUUCAUGUUCACCAUUGACCUAUGUUGCCAUUGCUUGUGAAGGUGUCAGCAUCAAUAAAUCUCUAAAAGAUUAUAUUGCUGCUGCUUUAUUGCAGAAAAUCCUUGGUGCUGGUAGUCAAAUUAAAAACUCGUAUGAACUGAAUCAGGCACAACGCCUAAGUCAAGCUGUUAAAGCUCAACUUAGUGGAAAAUCUUCGGAAAAUGUUUCAGUAGCUUCUUUCAAUUAUAACUAUGAAAAUACCGGUCUUUUUGGUGUCCAUUUAGUUGCACCAAAUACCUGUGACAUUACUGCGAUGGCUAAAUCGGUUGUAAAAGAAUUCCGUGCUACAAUGACUUCGAUUUCAGAUGCUGAACUCAAUGAUGCUAAAAACAAUUUGAAAACAUCGGCAUUGAUCGCUCUGGAUGAUGAAGCUGCAUUGGUAUACGAAAUGGGCACACAAUUAUUGAUGACUGGCCAGAAAUUUUCAAUUGAAGAUUAUCUCAAACAAGUUGAUUCAACAACCAUGGCUGAUGUCAAAAGUUUGGGUUCUCGAAUGAUGAAAUCAAAAAUUGGUUUGGCCACGAUCGGACAAAAUGCUCCAUAUUUGAACGAUAUUCAAUAGAUUUUAUAAUUAGAUGAACAUUUUUUUCCUGUGAAAAAAAAAUGAAUGAUAGAUCAAUUAUUAAACUUGUUGUAAAAAAAUAAAGAAAUAAAAAAUUGAAAUUAUUAAGCAU
Molecule: messenger RNA, 1542 nt
Organism: Dermatophagoides farinae (American house dust mite)
Lineage: Eukaryota; Metazoa; Arthropoda; Arachnida; Sarcoptiformes; Pyroglyphidae
Source: RefSeq, a predicted model, not a curated record